Molecule: messenger RNA, 3380 nt
Organism: Magallana angulata
Lineage: Eukaryota; Metazoa; Mollusca; Bivalvia; Ostreida; Ostreidae
Exons: 4
Coding region: 284-3172 (962 amino acids)
Molecular function (GO): oxidoreductase activity, acting on metal ions
Source: RefSeq, a predicted model, not a curated record
UUCGAAGAGUUUGUUAUCUAUUAGCAUUGAAACAUUUACCAAGAAGUAACCGAAAGUGCCAUUGUCUAACCAAAAGCUUUAAUUCCUGUUUAACUCCUGGAUUAUUUUACCAAAGAUUUUACAAACGAAUUGUUUCAACCUUUUGGAGCCUCAAUUACGUCAAAUAACGUUGAAGCAAUCAGAGUGUUUAUUUUCGACUUUUCGUUUGUCAAGGGCUGGACCCUUGCUGCAUAAGUGAAGAGAAUUUUUCCUUAAUGACAAAGGGAUUUAUUAUCCUAUAGACAUGUUUAAAUUAUUUUUGUUGUGUUUUUCACUAACUUUAUGGACUUGCGUUACGUGUUAUCCAACCGGUGCACCUUUGAACGGAUACGGGUGUCAUGGACAUGUCCGACACAACAGGGAGGGGAGUUUAACGGACAUUUACCCCCCACAAUACACGCAAUCCCCCUAUAAAAUUCUUGUGAAUACAACGCAUGUUCACAAAGGGGAUAUUGUUGAAGUUACCUUGUACGGACAAGGGAAGUUUGAUUUCUUCAAAGGAUUCAUUGUGCAGGCGUUCCCUGCCGAUGUAUUUGGAGACAACCCCCGACCGGAGGGGACAUGGAUGCUUCGGGGCAGGUCCUCGAAAACCAUGGGGUGUCACCAUAACGCGGACACAGUGACACACACCAAUAACCAGUUCAAGGCAAAUCUAACCAUGCUAUGGCAAGCGCCAGUAGAAAACCUUAAAGACUUCAGAAUACGAGCGACCAUUGUAAAAGAUGCCAAGACGCACUGGGAAGGAAUUAUGUCUCCAAUAAUUACCGUGGAGGCCCAUAAAGAUAUACCGAUUCCUCAGCCCAAUCCGCCACCCAAUCCCAACCCCAACACAGUGACAUACAUCACCCCAUCGCCACCGUCAACCGACAACAAAGAAACGGAGAAGAAAGCUCUGCUGGACCAACUAGCGAAAGAGGUCGGUGCCGACAGCGCGUCAGAACUGCUGGAGCUGCUGAAAGCCAAGGUUCAAGAGAAAGACGCAAAAGACCAAGGGAUUCCGGUAGUGACGGUUCCACCGGUCCAGAAGACAGACGAGAUCAAGAAAAUUGCUAACAACGACCCGGUGAAAGAACAGAAAGUCGAAAAAAUGCUGGAGGACACCAGUUUGCUGGGAAAAGUCAAAGGCUUGUUCGGUGGAGGAGGAUCAGGGAUACUUGGGAAAGUGUCCGGACUUCUUGGAGGGGGAGGGGGAAUCAAUGGGAUCAUGAAAUUCUUGCCAAUAAUGAUGGGUAUGAAAAAUUUAGGCGGUCUUGGCGGAAUGUUGGGAGGGGGUGGGGGUCCUAUGGGAUUACUGGGAGGGUUACUUGGCGGGGGAGGAGGGGGUGGUGGGGGAUUAGGUGGGUUAUUAGGAGGUGGGGGUGGUUCUUCAAAUCCUUUAGGUGGGUUGCUUGGAGGUGGUGGAGGAUCAUCGAAUCCCAUGGCAGGGUUACUUGGGGGUGGAGGAGGAGGUCCACUCGGUGGUCUUUUAGGUGGUGGUGGGGGAGGGAAUCCCCUGGGUGGAUUGUUAGGAGGAGGUGGAAGUGAUCCUCUCAGUGGUCUUUUAGGAGGCAUGGGAGGAGGACAACCUGGUGGUAUGGGAGGUAUGAUGGGAGGAGGAAGCAGUCCUGCAGGAGGCUUAGGAGGGAUGUUAGGAGCACUGGGUGGUACAGGAGGCUUGAGUGGACUUCUAGGCGGAGGGGCAGGAGCAGGAAACCUGGGCACAGCAUCAUCUCUGACACGGAAUUCAAACAGAAAUAAUGGAUUAGCUGCAAUGCUUGGUGUUGAUCCUGGAGCCACACCAAAUCAAGCACCAAGACCAGAACUGAUUGAAGGUACUCAAUCGAGAGCACAACCAAUCGAUCCACUGUCCUCCAUGAUUAAGAGUUUGAGUGGAAAUGGGGGUCUGUCUGGAAUUCUUGGAAACUUGGGAGGAGGAAACAGUGCUCCAAGACAGCCAUACAUGGGUGGACAGAUGGGGGGAUUUGGACAACCCUCUAUGGGAGGACAAAUGGGCUUUGGACAAAAUUCCCUUAUGGGAAACAACAUGGGUGGACCCCAGUAUAACCCAAAUCCCCAGUAUCAGAUGCAGCAACCCAAUUAUCAAUCCAAUCAAAUGGGCUUCCAACAGCCUCAAGGAAUGGGACAACAGAAUGGGAAUUUUGGACAGUUUAACCCAAAUAGUGGUGUCAACCAGAAUCAGAAUAUGGGAUCUGGACAGAACUAUCCUCAAAACUUUCAAGGACAAAACUAUCCACAAAAUCAGAAUAAUUAUCAACAACAGCAAAACUUCCAACAAAAUCAAAAUGGUUUUCAACCAAAUCCCAACAUGCAACAGAAUAACAACUUUGCUCAAGGGCAAAAUGGUGGCCAGUUCCCAAACAACAAUUUUAAUCAAAAUGCUGGAUCUGGUGCUAAUGGCUUUGGUCAAAAUAAUUUCAACCCAAAUCAAAAUAAUUUCAAUCAAAAUCAAAAUAACUUUGGACCAACUGCUCCAAGUGGUCAGAACCAGCAACAGUUUCCUAAUAACAACAACAUGGGGCCAAAUCCGAGCAUAGGACCAAACAUGAAUAAUGGAAACCAGCAACCUCCAUCUAACAACCAAUUUGGUGGGCAGCCAAUGGUCAAUCCAAACAUCAUGCCAUCAAAUCCCAACCCACAACCACAGCCCCCAGCUCCACAACCUAACCCCCAGCCUCCAGCCCAGCCCAACCCACCCCAACCACAACCACCCACAGAGGAUCUCAAUCUCAACAGCAUAUUCGGAGGUGGUGGUGACACUCCUGACCUGAGCAGCAUAUUUGCUGGGAUGGGUGGAGGAGCACCACCUGGAGGAAGUGGGCCAAGUGGCGGUGCAGGAGGAAUGCCUGAUCUGUCUGCAAUUUUAGAUGGCCCUGCAGGUGGUGACAUCUCUAAAAUGCUGGGAGGCAAGGGAAUAGACAUGAACCAGAUGGCAGGGAUGAUGAACAGUCCUCAAGGUCAACAGAUGAUGUCAAAGGUCAAGGACAUGAUGAGUGGUCCACAAGGUGGUCAGCUGAUGAAUGCUGCAAUGGGAAUGCUCCAGAAUGGAGGGUUGGACGGUGUUUUAUCAGGGCUAGGUGGGGGUGGGGGAGGAGGGGGACUAGGAGCUUUGGCAGGAUUACUGGGUAAAAAAUAAAACAAAAAUUUUUAAAUCAUUAUUAAUACCAUAUCUAGUGCCAACCAAGUGCCAAUUCUGUGCUUAAAUUAUCAUCUCAGCAAAAAGAGUCCAAUAGAUGGUGUCCAGUACAUGUACUACCUUUAUCCAUAUUUUCAAGUGCAUGAAAAAUUGUCAAAAUUAUAUGUACAAUUUACAAAUAUCAAAUAAAAAUAGUAAAAUAAAAGAA